AUGUCCGAGACGGGCUUCGAAAAAGAUGAUGUUAAAGGAAUAAAUAAAUUAUAUAAUGAGAAGCCUGGAACUGUUGGCGGAAAGCAUAAUGAUUAUACAGCCGGUUCAAAUUCUGCGCCCAUCAACGGUCAACGUGACAUUUUCUCCGCAUCAAAUAUUAUCAAACCGGAAAGGAACAGUGAUACGAUGCAUGUUUGGUGCAAUUUGGGGAAUUGUGCGGAGUCGGAAGAAGAAUUAGUUAGAAUUGAUAGCCAAAGAACCAUGUUGCAAGUGCACUUGGAUGAUGAGAGUCAAUUUUUAUGUCCACUUGGGGAUUCUCCCGAAGAAGCGCAAAAAUAUUCAACUGAUGGAGUUGAGUUAGAAUGGAGUUGUACGCGAGUAUAUUAG
Molecule: messenger RNA, 387 nt
Organism: Rhizophagus irregularis DAOM 181602=DAOM 197198
Lineage: Eukaryota; Fungi; Glomeromycota; Glomeromycetes; Glomerales; Glomeraceae
Source: RefSeq, a predicted model, not a curated record